Colletotrichum navitas is the source of this 435-nucleotide messenger RNA. RefSeq lists its product as uncharacterized. The transcript has a single exon. NCBI's taxonomy places the organism in Eukaryota, Fungi, Ascomycota, Sordariomycetes, Glomerellales, Glomerellaceae. The record is from RefSeq and is a predicted model, not a curated record. The coding region runs from base 169 to 399 and encodes 76 amino acids.
ACGGGGGAGGGAGGGGGGUCAGGGUAGGUAAACUGAGCUCGGUCACGGGGUAAAACGCAACGACGACUGAAGCGAAGAUUAAUGAUUGGCAUUCCGACGUCACACCAGUGCACUACCAAAGCGUACAAGAGGGGAGUGGACUAGAAGGUUUCUAUUUUGUUCCGGGAAAUGACAGUGUUUGAUCCUUUGAGCAGGACCCAAACUCAUCCAGAAACAAGCCGACCAACGACGAGCAACACGGGCUAUUCCAAAAUACGGCGAGGUUUUUCGGCGCUUCAUGACAGCAUGAUCCUUUAUGCGCGCGAAAAGUCUGGCCGAGCCAAAAGCAACUCAUGGUCGACCUAUCCCUUGUCAUUGUGGGAAGUCGGGCGACGGUCCCACGUCAGAAGGGAAGGAUGAGUCGGCUAUAGUGGCAGCCACUACCAGAGACGAGAC